CUAUCUUUGACAUCGCUUGACACGUACGCUUGACAGACGAGAGAUAAGCCGUUCAUUUGCAGAACUUACGAAGUAGAGGGCUUGCCCACGAGGAAGGAUAAAGGAUGAUUCCUUACUUUGGUUUAUUGUUGCUGCUCAAAUCACUGGCUGCUGAAGGUUGUACUGCCAAUCAGAGCUCGACUGUCACUUUAUUGGCCACAGAAGACAGCCGCUCACUUGAAAAUGGUACUUUUUUGCUUCCGUUUAAUUCUACUUGCCAAUGGAACAUCACGGCACCAGUUGGUAAGGUGCUCAGCAUUGACGCGGGAAUCUUCUUAUUUCAUAAGCCAUGUGGCGAUAUGUACCUAAAGAUACACGACGGGCCGAGCGAGUCAAGUAGCAUAAUAUCAGAAUACUGCCUGAAUAUUACCUUUAGCACUAAAAAGUUCUCGUCGAGUGGCCGAAGUGUGUGGAUCGAGGCGAAAAAGGGACCUCUUGACUCUUACGGCGGAUUUCUUAUCUCUUACCAGGCCAUACCAUUUGAAGAGUGUCCAUUCAACAGCACAUUGAAUGCUCCUCUGUCGCCUGUGGCACAUAACAUUUCUAGCCCCUAUUGGCCUCUUGGUCAUCGCUUACACGCGACAUGUGGAUGGUACAUCACGGCGCCUGAGAACUACACCGUGGUGCUGCAUCUCAAAUAUAAGCUAUCCAUGGACAGCGUAAAGGUUUAUGACGUGGAGAGCUCCGUGAUCAGCCUCCUCGCCCAUUUUACUGGACGUGUGCCAGGACAUUUGUACCAAGCCACUAUAUAUUCCAAUUUCCGCCGUUUGUACAUCUUGUUCGAAAGUAAGAUUGACACAGAUGAAGGAUUUUAUGCAUCGUACUCUGCCGUCACUCCAAUAUGUACAUUCAACUCCACAUUGAAUGCUCCUCUGUCGCCUGUGGAACAUAACUUCUCCAGUCCCUCCUUGCCUUUUGGCUAUCGCUUAAACACAACUUGUGGAUGGUACAUCACGGCGCCUGAAAACCACACCGUGGUACUGCGUCUCACGUACAAACUCUACUUGGACAGUGUAGAGAUUUAUGAUGUAGAGGGCUCUGUGAUCAGCCUCAUCGCCCGUUUCACUGCACGUCUACCCUUACGUUCUGAAUCAACUACUAUAUAUUCCAAGUUUCGCCGUUUGUACAUCGUGUUCGAAAGUAAAGUUAAAACGACUGACGUAGAGGAAGAAUUUUAUGCAUCGUAUUCUGCCAUCUCUCUAGCUCACGCCUGUUCAUCGAUGAACUCCUUGGAUGAAAAUAGGAAUAUUGUAUUGAAGAGUCCUUCGGGUGUCGUAACAACCCCUGGGUAUCCAUCCAGCUACCCGCAGGAAUUGAUGAAACAGUGUUUCUGGAAAAUACUAGCGCCUGUUGGAAAUAUUGUACGAGUGGAUUUCCUAUCCUUCCGGCUUCCGUCUUCUAGAACAUGUUUGACUAUUUUCUUUGCAAUAAAUAAAAGAAAUCCAACGCAAACGCUUCUCUGUGGACUGAAAGCAUCGUUUCUACUUUACUCAAUGACAAACGAGAUUGGUAUUGAAGGUCCGCAGUCGUAUGGUUUUAACCCCGGACGUGGUGGAUUCAAUGCGAACUACACGACCAUACCAGCAGCUUCAUCAGGGGUUUGCAUCCCAAGCAACAACAGCACUGUACACAUGGCGGCAGAGGGAAUGACGUUUGCAACUCCUGGCUUCCCUCGCUAUCCUGGAAAAGGCCGAUGUAACUGGAAUAUAUCCGUACCCGAAGGGAAUUUAAUAAAACUGACGUUUCUGUCGUUAUCAACGCGUUGUAAUAAGAGUUAUGUGGAGAUUUUUGAUACGACAAAUUCCACAAGGAUCCCCCUCGGAAAAUUCUGCGAUGUAACUUCUGGUGACUUUGAAGUGUAUUCGCGAGGAAGCAGUUUACUUGUUACGCAUGUAAAUCUCCUGAAUACCUCAGCUUCCGCAGGGUUUUUGGCGACAUACGAAACCGUUAAGGCAAUCCCUGCUAAAUACGCUUGUGGUAAAUUAGACAUUUAUGGCAUUCCAACCAAAUUAGGAGACAGUUUUGGUGAAUUUGCUAGUCACCAGUUCCCUCGUUCUUACUCCAAUGAUGUCAAAUGCUCCUGGAUUAUUCAAGUUCCAGUUGGAUUUCUCGUGAAUUUGACUUUUCAUACGUUUGAGCUUCAAGAAUCCCCAGGCUGUUCUGCAGACCACGUCGAGAUCAAACAAGGGAAAUCAGUUCGGUCAGUUACUGAGUUACUUGGAAGAUUUUGCGGUGCAUCAGUACCCAGAGUUAUUCAGUCCAACCGUUCUAUAGUCAGAGUGGACUUUGUGGCGGACAGCUCAGGAAGAUACCCAGGAUUCCAUGCAAGCUUUAAAGCAGUUUCUGAUCCCGCCAUGGGCCCAUGUAAAACUCAAGGAAUAAAUAACGUCAUCCCUCUUAACGGGAAAACUGGAAGAUUAUUUUCCCCGCUGUAUCCGGAGACAUUUCCUAACAACAUGACGUGCACGUGGAUCAUAGCAGUUACCGAGGGCCAUUUUGUCAGGUUGAGAAUAACCUCUUUUUUCCUGGCAUAUGUUUGUAAGCAGACGACUUUGGAAAUUCGAGAUGGCCAGAAAUCCUCCAGUGACUUACUUGGGAAUUUUUGCGGGAGCUCCUUUGAAAGAUCGGUAUUCUCCAGCGGUCGUCAUCUCUGGAUUCGGUUCCAUUCUGACAAAGAUGAAUUGUUGUACGGGACGGGAUUCAAUGCUUUCUUCGAGAUGGUCGGCCAAUUACCAGCUCCGUUUUCCUGCACAGCGAAGGACUUAAACAUCAAAUUGAAGUCUGAGACAGGAACUCUGGCCAGUUACAACUACCCUCUGCCGUCUGACGACUCUGUAGAAUGCAUCUGGUCUAUCAGUGUAGACACUAAUUCCAAAAUUAUAUUGUCUUUCGAGUUUUUCAAUGUGUCCCGGACCAGUGACUGUUCUGAGGAUUAUGUAGAGGUGCGAGAUGGAAUGUUCAGCACCAGCGACCUUGUUGGAAAGUACUGUGGAGCAGAGAAACCCUCGAAGAUAACCUCGGAUUCUUGGAACUUGCGUGUGGCUUUUAAAUCGAGUGGCAAGUUGAAAUAUCCUGGGUUCAAAGCCACCUACAAAAUAAAGAAGGAUCAAACCCUUAAAAUUCUUAAGAUCGUCGGGAUUUGUGUUGGAGCACUGUCUUUGCUGUGUACUAUAGUUGCCGGUUCUUGCCGUUGUUGCAAUAGGAGGCAUAACCAAUCGCAACCCGAAAACGUUUUAGCUAUGCAAGGCACAGUCAACGCUGGAACUGAUGGGGAAGGUAUCAGGAACCAAACAGGCAGUUCAUGAAAACCUGCACAGUGAUCUUUAUAACUCAAAGAGCUAUCAAGCCACCUUAAAAUAAACAACCCUAGCUUGUCUUACUGAUCUGCUCUCUCGAUUAUGAGAGUUAAAACUGUAACCUGCUCUUUGCCAAAUUUCAGAGCUACGAGGGAAAAUGUUCAUGACCUUAUCGAUGAUCAUAGUAACUACCGGCUUGCACUGAAAUUGCGCAGGUUUGACAUAUUCAGAAUCAAUCGGGGAGAACUGGGUCGAGUUAUCAGGGAGCCUCGACUUCCCAAACUAGAUCCAGUUCCCUGGCUCUCGUUCGAACCGAAACCCGAACAGAUGAAGUAAAUUCUUCAUAGCUAUAUUUCAGAAUUAACACUUUAGAGAACGUUCAAACUUGAGUUUAAUCUCAAUUGAGGUCAGUCAUUGAGGUCAAUCAUUGAA
Molecule: messenger RNA, 3767 nt
Organism: Pocillopora verrucosa
Lineage: Eukaryota; Metazoa; Cnidaria; Anthozoa; Scleractinia; Pocilloporidae
Source: RefSeq, a predicted model, not a curated record